Messenger RNA from Neolamprologus brichardi, 1649 nucleotides. Lineage: Eukaryota; Metazoa; Chordata; Actinopteri; Cichliformes; Cichlidae. The record is from RefSeq and is a predicted model, not a curated record.
UUUCACUUUGAGAGUGACAGAUUGAAUCACUGUUUCAGCGUCUAGGGUCUUUAUCUGUGAAAUCGAGAAUGUGUUCAAUGAAGGACAGGCUUCUCUUGGUUUUCUAUCAUGAUGUUAUCCUUCUUCUUCUUCUAACAUGGCAUUGUGGAGGUCAGUCUCAGAUGAUUGGUCCAACUCAACCAUUGGUUGCAAUGACAGGGGAUGACAUCAUUUUACCAUGCCAGCUAGAACCAGCUAGGGAUGUUGUUGACUUGACUGUGGAAUGGUCUAGACGUGACCUUAAACCAAGAUUUGUCCACUUAAACUCCAACGAUUCAUUUCACUUUAACAGCAACAGUUUGGAUCGCUGUGUCUUUAUCUGUGGAACAUACAAAUGCCUUGUACCUAAAUUUAAUGCAGAAACUGUGGUGACGCUUGCUGUAGGUUCAGUUUCCUCACCAGUGAUAGAACUCACCAAUGUCAAAAAUGAAAUGGUGUUAGAGUGUAAAUCUAAUGGCUGGUAUCCAGAGCCUCAGAUGUUGUGGGUGGACAGUGAGGAAAAACCCAUUUCUGUGGAACCUACAAAGAAUGUCAGAGGUUCUGAUGGCCUCUAUACAGUCAGCAGUAAAGUGACUGUGGAGAAAGGACAGAGCUACAGCUUCACCUGCAAAGUUCAACAGAAGAAUAUCAGUCAAAUCAAAGAGACACACAUCCAUGUUUCAGGUGAUCUCUUUAUGGUCCAGUCUAAUACUGCUGUUCACAUUAUCGUCAACUUGGCUGUCUGUUUAAUAAGCUUUGUGACAGUAGUAAUCCUAAUAUGGAAAUGUGGACAAAAGAAAACCAAAAUCAGCAUACACGAUGAGGAUGAAAAUGAACUACAUCAAACAGAGAUGGAGGAAAAAUUACAGAGAGAACGUGAGGAAAAGAAAAGACUUGAAGAGGAGUUGCAGAACAAGGAGGACGACUUAAAACAUGUCAGACAAACCAUUGAAAAACUGAUGGAGCAGAAGACAUUUCUGAAGAAGCAGAGAGAAAAACUCAACACACUACUGCAGGAGGACAAGGCAGGGAUGAAAGAGGUCACGAAAAAAGAGACAGAAAGCCCAUUCUUUGACAAAGAGAAAAAAAUGCAUAAGCUUGUAGAUAAAAAAUCUGACCUGGAAAAGAGAACAGAAGUACAUGAUGAACUGUUAAAGAUGACAGAAAAGCUAAUGGAGGAAACAGAGAACAUUAUAAUCCAAAUGACAGAAAGAAAGGGAAAGCUAGAAAAAGACAAGGAACAAAUUAUUAAACACUUGAGAGAGAAACAAAAAAAGAAAGAGAUGUAGAAAAAACUGUCAGAGAAACAAGCGAGAAACACUGAACAGGUGUGUAAGUUUUUCUUUAAUAUAUUUCUUGCUAAAGUCACAUGUACAAACUGUCGUGUUGUGUCUUCAGUUGUGACCCUAACUCGUUUUUUUGCUUUUCUUCCUCAGCGCAGGACAGAGUAACACGACAAAUAAAACAUAGAUUUUGCUGUUUUUUUUUCUCUUGCUGUCAUUUUGCAAUGUGAUGCCUAAUGUUUCUUUAUUUGUUUGCUUUAAAUUUAUACUAUAUACAUUUAAACAAGAAAUGCAGUUUGACUGUAUUUUAUCAUAGGAGAUUUUGUUAUGAUAAAAUGUAUAAACAUU